Messenger RNA from Leptosomus discolor (cuckoo roller), 386 nucleotides. NCBI's taxonomy places the organism in Eukaryota, Metazoa, Chordata, Aves, Leptosomiformes, Leptosomidae. The record is from RefSeq and is a predicted model, not a curated record.
UACAAUCACAAUGUCGUCUGCACUAUUGCCUAAGCCACAAAUGCGGCGCCUUUUGGCCAGGCGGAUGAAGUUUCACCUGUUUGGGGCAUUUAUUGUAUCUGUGGGAUGUGCAGCUUUAUACAAGUUUGGAGUUGCUGAUCCCAGAAAACGAGCUUAUGCAGAGUUCUAUAAAAACUAUGAUCCCAUGAAGGACUUUGAAGCCAUGAGAGCAGCUGGUGUGUUUGAGUCUGCACCGCCCAAAUGAUGGUUACCUGCAUUUAGAGAUCCCCUUCAGUCUAAGGAGACCUGAUGACCGAACCUUAUUUGUCCGCUGAAUUGUAAAGUGUCAUGCACUUCAGUGCAUUGCACGCUGUAAUGUAACUCAAUAAAUAAAAUACAUAUGUCAG